AUGGCAUUAGAAGUUCUUGUCGUUCGUUUAUUUGAAAUUGCAAUUCUUCUUGGCGUUUUCACGAUUGCAAUAUUCGCCGGAUUGUUUCUUGUUCUCCUGAAGGGCAGUUUGCUGGCGUUAAGCUUUUUGAUGAGCCCAUCAUUUACGGUUUUAUCAUUUUUGGUGUCAACAGCUCUGACAGUUGUAAGCUGGAGUAUAAUUCAACUACUCAAAGGAUUUGUUGGAUUUGGAAUUGGAAUGAUUAAAUCAUAA
Clunio marinus is the source of this 252-nucleotide messenger RNA. NCBI's taxonomy places the organism in Eukaryota, Metazoa, Arthropoda, Insecta, Diptera, Chironomidae. The record is from the annotation of a GenBank genome assembly.